CCAGUGAUUGGUCAAAUGUGAUGCGGCCUGGGGGGUAAAAUUUGUGAAUGGCUUCAAACCUGCCUGAAAUGUGAAAUGACUCAUCGGCGCUUUAGCAGAUGUUGUUUUUAUUCGACGUGACACCCAACAGGCUUGGAUUAUAAAGGGGGAAACGAUGUCGGACGCGGAAGGUGUUCACAGUUCAGACCAGCUGAAUAAAUUCGAGAGACUGUCAGGCAGGCCGCCGCACAGAGUGGCGUUAGCAGGUCAUCGAACUCCCCCUGCCCGUAGUGGGCAUCGUUGUGUUGCUGACAACACUAACCUUUAUGUGUUCGGAGGUUACAACCCUGACUAUGAUGAGUCAGGGGGCUCAGAGAAUGAAGAUUAUCCACUGUUUAGGGAGCUUUGGAGGUACCACUUUGCCACAGGCUGCUGGCAGCAGAUUCGGACAGAGGGGUACAUGCCCACAGAGCUGGCUUCUAUGUCAGCUGUUUUGCACGGUAACAACCUCCUGGUCUUUGGUGGAACCGGGAUCCCUUUUGGUGAAAAUAAUGGUAACGACGUUCACGUUUGUAAUGUGAAGUAUAAGCGAUGGUCGCUGCUCAACUGUCGAGGGAAGAAGCCCAACAGAAUCUAUGGACAGGCAAUGGUCAUUAUUAAUGGCUUCCUGUACGUGUUUGGAGGGACAACCGGCUACAUUUACAGCACCGACCUGCACAGGCUGGACCUGACCAGCAGAGAGUGGAUUCACCUCAAGCCCAACAACCCCCCAGAUGACCUCCCCGAGGAACGAUACAGGCAUGAAAUAGCGCAUGAUGGACAGAGAAUCUAUAUUCUAGGAGGAGGAACGUCAUGGACAUCUUAUCCUUUGGAUAAGAUACAUGCUUACAAUCUAGAAACUAAUUCUUGGGAGGAGAUUACAACAAAACCUCAUGAAAAAAUAGGGUAUCCUGCUCCCAGACGAUGCCAUAGCUGUGUACAGAUACAUAAUGAUGUAUUUAUCUGUGGAGGCUACAAUGGGGAAUUGAUAUUAGCGGAUCUGUGGAAGCUCAACCUGCACAAUUUCCAGUGGAAUAAACUACCAGCAGUGAUGCCUGAGCCAGCCUACUUUCAUUGUGCUGCUGUUACCCCAGCGGGUUGCAUGUACAUCCAUGGUGGAGUAGUGAACAUCCAUGAGAACAAAAGAACUGGUUCUCUGUUCAAGAUCUGGCUGGCUGUUCCCAGCCUGCUGGAGCUAUGCUGGGAGAAGCUCCUCAAGGCCUUUCCGCACCUGACUUCUCUCCGCACCAUGCAGCUGCUCAACCUGGGCCUCACGCAGGAGCUCAUUGAACGCUUGAAAUAGGCACAGUGGAGCACAAAUGGAAGGGCCAGGGAGCGAGAGGAUGAGGCCCAACACAGCACAGAAUGAAACUCAUAGCGGGUCUCGGGAUGAAUCUCUGUCCCUCUUCUGCCUGACGUAGCCCCGCCUUAAAACCAAAAACAAUGGGAUGCCUUUUUUUAUGUUGUCUUUUUUUUUGUUGUUACGGUAACAAAGACAAACAUUUGUGGAAUGUCUUAUGGAUUUUAUUUGAUCUUUCCCCCUCAUGUUGCCUCAUGGCUGUCAUCCUCCAAACUGCUGCAGUUGUAAAAAAAUUAUUUUGCCAUGUCUACAAGUUAAACACUCUUAUUAUUUUUCUGGAAAAAAGCAUCUUCUAGUAAUUUUAUGAAUUCAGAGUGAAUGUGUAUUUAUUUAAGGACUCGGUCACUCUGUUUAGGGGAGCGGGGGGUAUAUUCUCAAGAACUAAUAUUGCUGUUUGCACAUUUUGUCACACAUAUUUGUAAGCAUCUACAUAUUUAAUAGAUUCUACACACAGAAGAGACAAAUCAAUUAUUUUAAUCUAAACAUGGUGCCAGACAAUGGUUGUGCAGUAUUUUUCUGCACAUCUUAGACUAUUUAUCACAGUUGUACUGAUGCUGACUUUUUUUUCCCCCCCUCUCUAGAAGGCAGUCUCUGUGCAGUUUCCUCCAAAUGGAAUGAAAAUCAACAUCAGAGGCUUGAAAGCUGUGUGAAUGAAAUCCUCAGUCCCAGCAAUGGGCAUGCAAGAGAUUUCCAUUCUGUUCUGCAGCUGGCUUGCAUGGAUGGAAAAAUACUAAAGGCUUGAACUAAAUUGCAUCAAACCAAUAUAUUCUAUCAUUCUAUUUGUGGUAAAUGGCUAUAAUACAGAAAAACUGCACCCUGCAUGGCAGAGUAAAGAAAGUUUAACUACUGGUUUUGCCUGUAUUUUCAAGAAUACAUAGUAUAACGGCUUUGAAAAUCAUCUGAUUAUUUGAAAGAAUAAGCAAUGAUAUAAGAUAGAAAAUCCAGUUAUUUUCCCCUUUGUGUUCACUCACAGCAAUUAUUUGUAAACCAAACCUUGCUACACAUCACUGUGAAUUUGGUGCUCUUUGACUUUUAUUUAUGAUGCGUUUAUCUGAAUAAAGACUUCUUUUACUCCCUCUGCAUUGAAGAUGGUUUUGCACCUGGAGUUGCUUCAAUAGCACACCUCUCUGAACAUGUUUGUACUGCAGUGCCUUGUUUGAACUGGUAAAGUGAAUAUUUCACAAAUACAGGCAGCAUAAGGUCUUUGCAUGUAUAAACAAACUCCUGGUUUGACAAGCAAAUAGAACCACUUAAAUAUUUUACAUAAAAUUAUUAAAUGUGUUGGCAUUUAAGAAUGUUUUCUUCCCAUGGAUCAAGCAAAUAAUUGAGAACAGGAGGCAGCAUGUUGAGUACUGACCCAGAAAGCACUUAUUUUAUUAGUUUUUAACUAGUGCCAAAUCAUGCUGAGCUAUUUAAAUAUGGUUAUGUAGAGGAAUAAAAAGGUACCAUCUUUUUUUUUUUUAAAUUGUUGCCAGUUUGAUGCUCACAAUUGCAUGAUUCUGCCCCAACUGUAUCUCCUUAAUUUCUGCUCUGUAAUCCAAACUACUUGGUUCAUGAUGUCAUUUUUGCCGCUCUUUAUAUUAUCAAAUCUUUACUUUGGGACAUGGAUUUCCAGGUGACCUCUGAAAUGUUGUACAGCAGGCUUGUAUGAAUGUUGUGUUAAAGUUCUGUCAAUAAAAAGUCUUGUAUAAAUAGC
This is a messenger RNA of Melanotaenia boesemani (Boeseman's rainbowfish), 3074 nucleotides long. RefSeq names its product kelch domain containing 10 (gene klhdc10). The coding region runs from base 155 to 1321 and encodes 388 amino acids. The record is from RefSeq and is a predicted model, not a curated record. Lineage: Eukaryota; Metazoa; Chordata; Actinopteri; Atheriniformes; Melanotaeniidae. The transcript is spliced from 9 exons. Gene Ontology annotation, molecular function: protein binding. Gene Ontology annotation, biological process: positive regulation of stress-activated MAPK cascade.